AUGACUCAACUACAGCUUGACAGCUCUAAUGGAGCCCCCAAACCUGGCGAUGCUGCCAAGCUGAAUGGUGCCCCGAAAUCCGCAGUGCUUCAUCGACACCUUCGCCAUGAAUUCCCCAGCAUUGAACGAGGCGAGGGCCACUACCUCAUUCUGGAAGAUGGUCGGAGGAUCUUCGAUGCCUCAGGUGGCGCUGCUGUGGCCUGCGUUGGUCAUGGAAAUGCUGCCGUGAAUCAAGCCAUGGUAGAUCAGAUCCAGAAGCUGAGCUACUGUGUCUCGACUUUCUUCAAAACGUCCAUUGUUGAGCAGGCUGGACGGGCCAUGGUUGACACCACGGAUGGGCAAAUGACGAGGGCGUACAUUAAAUUGGCCCGGCAGUACUUUCUGGAGAAAGAGACUCCCGAGCCAGCUAGAGUCCGAUUCAUCUCUCGGCAGCAGUCGUAUCAUGGGACAACUCUCGGGUCUCUUGCUAUGGGUGGUCAUGUUGGCCGACGGGCAAAGUUUGAGCCCAUGCUCACAGACAUAGUCUCCAAAGUCUCGCCUUGCUACGAGUAUCGUGGUAAGGAACAAGGCGAGACGGACGAGUCGUACGUCCAGAGACUUGCCCUCGAGCUUGACCAAGAGUUCCAGAGGGUUGGCCCUGAGACGGUCUGCGCAUUCGUUGCGGAGCCAGUUGUUGGUGCUGCCCUGGGAUGUGUGCCAGCUGUCCCAGGUUAUUUCAAGGCCAUGAAGGAAGUAUGUCGCAAGAACGGCGCUCUGCUCAUCAUGGACGAGGUCAUGUGCGGCAUGGGACGUACAGGAACGCAUCACGCCUGGCAACAUGAGGGCGUUGUGCCUGAUGUUCAAACAGUCGGCAAGGGUCUUAGUGGUGGUUAUCAACCCGUAGCUGGAGUGCUCAUCCACAAGAACGUUGUCGACACUCUCGAGAAUGGCAGCGCAGCAUUCGUGCAUGGGCACACAUACCAGGCUCACGCCGUGGGUUGCGCAGCAGUUGUUGCAGUACAGCGGGUUAUCCAAGAAGGUAAUCUCAUCGCCAACGUACGUGCAAUGGGCGAGCUUCUCGGGAAAUCACUGCAGGCACGCUUGGGUUCCCACAAACACGUAGGCAACAUCCGAGGGCGAGGGCUAUUCUGGGCAGUCGAGUUUGUCCAGGAUAAAGCGACCAAGACGCCCUUUCCAUCCAAAGCCGGCGUAUCCAUGGAGAUCAGUGAGUUAGGACUGACGAAACCAUACUGCAUGAUGGUAUAUCCCGGUGCCGGAACCGUAGAUGGAGUCAACGGAGACCACAUAAUCAUCGCCCCUCCAUACACGGUCACAAGUGAGGACAUUGAAUUCCUCGUUCUGAGUGUCUCGAAGCUUGUGGAGGACUACUUUUCCGGACAUGGUGUCACCGUUCUUCCGCAGAAAUGA
Diaporthe citri is the source of this 1407-nucleotide messenger RNA. RefSeq lists its product as uncharacterized. NCBI's taxonomy places the organism in Eukaryota, Fungi, Ascomycota, Sordariomycetes, Diaporthales, Diaporthaceae. The record is from RefSeq and is a predicted model, not a curated record. The transcript is spliced from 6 exons. Bases 1 to 1407 code for a protein of 468 amino acids. Gene Ontology annotation, cellular component: cytosol. Gene Ontology annotation, molecular function: pyridoxal phosphate binding; transaminase activity.